Molecule: messenger RNA, 2670 nt
Organism: Engraulis encrasicolus (European anchovy)
Lineage: Eukaryota; Metazoa; Chordata; Actinopteri; Clupeiformes; Engraulidae
Exons: 2
Coding region: 1-2670 (889 amino acids)
Source: RefSeq, a predicted model, not a curated record
AUGGCACCACCACUACGAAACCCAGCGGCAUUCUUGGCUGAGGCUGCCACACCAAGGUCACUGCGCGUCGGGCACCUUUCCAUCCAGCCAGCCCUGUCCCAGCCCGGAACGUCCAGUCAGUUUUCGGGAACUCGGCUGGCUAUUCGACGCACGCCACUUCCUCCCCUGCCGCAGGUUGAUGAGUGGUACCUGGUUGGCUCUGAAGAGGAGGACUACUGCUUGGAGGAGGACUGGAGACCCACCAGGAGGAGGCGACAGAAACGGCGUCAUAAGGGCCGCCGACGACCCGCCCUGGAGGAGCCAGCCUACUCGCACGUCCUUCCCGAGCCAACGUGCCCAUCGGCCAGUCCUGGCCCAUCCUGCCCAACGCAACAGCCCCUGUCUGUCAACCCACCAGUGCUCACUCCAGCUGAGGAGUUUCCAACCCAUCCGAAGUUGGAGGCCCUGGUGCGCCAUAUCCAGGCCCUGUUGCGCUCCCAGAAGAGUGACCAUGGUCCUUGCCUGUCUGUGCCUUGUGACCUGCCUGAACCCAUGGAGAAAGUCACUCCGUCUGACCCAGUGCCUCCGGCUGACCCUGACGCUCCGGCUGACGCCAGUGAGACGGUCAAGAAGGAGAUCGCCGAUCCACAUGAUGCCAAGCUAAGUGACUCUCAAGCAGUUGGUUUUGCCCUGCCUGAAUACGGUUCUGCCCCCAAGGACCCCAUGAGGCCGCCGAGAGGUUCGUGCGACCCUGAGCCGCCGAGAGGUCCGCCUGACCCCGAGCCGCCGAGAGGUCCGCCUGACCCCGAGCCGCCGAGAGGUCCGCCUGACCCCGAGCCGCCGAGAGGUGCGCCUGACCCAGAGCCGCCGAGAGGUCCGCCUGACCCCGAGCCGCCGAGAGGUCUGCCUGAGCCACCCAAGAACCCCGACCACGCGGCCCCGGGCAAGACCACUUCGGCCGGGACUGCUGAGACCCACUCUUCGGCCGAUACCCGGGAGGACGUUUCUCCACCUGCCCGCUCUGCUGCCGGCCCCCCGGCCGUGUCUGCGCCCGGCUCCGCCCCCGAUCCUGCUGGCGCCGCCCCCGAUCCUGCUGGCGCCGCCCCCAGUCCGAAUGACUCCGCCCCAGAUCCUGCUGGCGCCGCCCCUGGUCUGGAUGACUCCGCCCCCGAUCCAGCUGGCGCCGCCCCCGGUCCAGAUGACUCCGCCCCCUUUCUGGAUGACUCCGCCUCCAGUCUUGCUGGCCCCGGCUCCAGUCUUACCAGCUCCGCCUCCAGUCCUGCUGGCUCGGUCUCUCCAGACCCAGCCUCUCCAGACCCAGCCUCUCCAGGCCCUGCUCCGAACCCAGCCUCUCCAGACCCAGCCUCUCCUGCUCCAGACCCAGCCUCUCCUGCUCCAGACCCAGCCUCCCUAUGUGCUUCAGACCCCCAGUCUUCGUUAGCUCCCCAGCCUGUCCAGUCUCCAGUGUCUGCGUCCCAGCCUGUCCAGCCUCCUGUGUCUGCGUCCCAGCCGGUCCAGUCUCCUGUGUCUGCGUCCCAGCCGGUCCAGUCUCCUGUGUCUGCGUCCCAGCCGGUCCAGUCUCCAGUGUCUGCGUCCCAGCCGGUCCAGUCUCCAGUGUCUGCGUCCCAGCCUGUCCAGUCUCCUGUGUCUGCGUCCCAGACCGCUCCGCCUCCAGUGUCUGCGUCCCAGACCGCUCCGCCUCCAGUGUCUGCGUCCCAGCCUGCUCCGCCUCCAGUGUCUGCGUCCCGGCCCGUCCCGCCUCCAGUGUCUGCGUCCCAGCCCGUCCCGCCUCCAGUGUCCCAGCCUGUCCCGCCUCCAGUGUCCCAGCCUGUCCCGCCUGCUGUGUCCCAGCCUGCUGUGUCCCAGCCUGUCCCGCCUCCAGUGUCCCAGCCUGUCCCGCCUCCAGUGUCCCAGCCUGUCCCGCCUCCAGUGUCCCAGCCUGUCCCGCCUCCAGUGUCCCAGCCUGUCCCGCCUCCAGUGUCCCAGCCUGUCCCGUCUGCUGUGUCCCAACCUGUCCCGUCUGCUGUGUCCCAGCCUGUCCCGUCUCCUGCGUCCCAGCCUGUCCCGCCUCCCAUGUCCCAGUCCAACCCAGUAUUGUCCCAGUCCAACCCAGUAUUGUCCAAGCUCACCUUUGUCCCAGUGCCAGUUACUGUCCAUGUCACUGUACCUGUCAGCAUCCAAGUGUCUGUCCCAGUCUGCAUCCAGGUGCCGAUUCCUGUGUCCAUCCCUGUUCAUGCCAAUGUUCCCUUUUGUUUUUUUCGUUUCCCUGCACCAGUGUCCAGCCAUGUUACUGUGACUUUGCCCGUCCCCGUCUUCGUCUCAGUCCCUGUUCCUGUCACCAUUCCCAUCACUGUGCCAGUCAAGGUUCCUGUUUUUGUUCCUGUCAGUGUUGCCCAGCCUCCAGUGCCUAUCUCUCAGUCCUCUUGUUCUCCUCAUCCCGAAUCCGCCUUUCCCGUGUCUGAGCCCACCUGCCCCAUGCCUGAGCCUGCCUGCCCCUUAUCUGAGCCCACCUGCCCCGUGUCUGAGCCCUCUGAGUCCGCCUUUCCCUCUGAGUCUUCCUGCCCCUCUGUUUCUGCCUGCCCCUCCGAGCCUGCCCCCUCUUCCAAGUUCUGUGUCCUGACAGAUCGGUCCCCUCCUCCUAGGUGUCCUCCUGUUCGACUGUUUUUGGGACGUCUGGAAGCCGUCCCUUGA